Molecule: messenger RNA, 2455 nt
Organism: Spodoptera litura
Lineage: Eukaryota; Metazoa; Arthropoda; Insecta; Lepidoptera; Noctuidae
Product: sodium-coupled neutral amino acid transporter 9 homolog
Biological process (GO): amino acid transmembrane transport
Cellular component (GO): lysosomal membrane
Molecular function (GO): L-amino acid transmembrane transporter activity
Source: RefSeq, a predicted model, not a curated record
GGAACACAACCAGUGUGAACUAAAUAAUAAUUAUUAGUGUCUACAAAGACACUAUAAUAAUAAUUUUAUUUACAAAAGUAUAUAAAUCAGCCUGUGACGCAUAAAGAUUGCGAGAUAAAAAUGAUGGCGCGCUUUAAUUAUAAACUGACAUGACAGUGAAUAUUGGUAAUCAUUUGAAGACAACAUACACGCAAAGAUACAACGCAAUGCUGAAUUAAUUAUAUGACAAAAUUAUUUUAAUAAUUGAGCCUACGAAACUUACGAAGUGGUGAUUAAUUGGUAACUUUUCGCGCGGUGAUUUACGAAAUUGAAUAUUCGGAAGUGCCUGUUCCGACUACACAGACUGUGAAUAUUGCGAGGAUCGGAGACGACGUUACAAGAAACCCGGUAACACACAAAAAUACUGGUCCCCAAGUAUAACGAGCCAUAGUUACUGCAGCGCCAUGAGUCGCGCGGAAGCCGAGCCCCUGCUGCAGGGCGCCGUCACGCCAACUUAUAGAGCUGUCAGUUCUGAAAGCAUUGAUUCUUUGGGUCCAGCAGAACUAUCGUCCAAUGACGUCCUCACAACGUUCCACAAUACAUUCGAGAACACUUUCAAACCAGAAAGAGUAAAAAAACAAAGUUCGCUAGUCACUAUUUUCUCAGUAUGGAACACAAUAAUGGGUUCAUCGUUGCUGACGAUGGCGUGGGGCGUAGAGCGCGCAGGAUUGCCAGCCGCGCUGCUAUUACUCGCGUUCAUGGCAGCCCUAUGCCUCUACACAGCUUACGUGCUGCUCAAGGUCAAUAAACACCACGGUAGUGCAAGCUGUGAAGUUCCCGCUCUCUGUCGUGAGUUGCUGGGUCCUUGGGCGGAGGUGGUGGCCCACGUGUUCAGCGUGCUCGUGCUGCUCGGCGCCAACAUCGUCUACUGGAUACUCAUCUCCAACUUCCUAUACUUCACCGUCAAUUAUUUUAUUGAUCUCUCAUCUUCCAACGUGACGCAGUACAACACGUCCUUGCUGUGCCCCCGUCACGCGAACCAGUCCCUGCUACUAGUGGAGCCGGAGGAAGACUCCCCCUACUGGGGACUGCACACUACGGUGCCAGUCUACGUCGCACUCUUGGUGUUCCCGCUACUGAACUUCAAGGACGUGUCGUUUUUCACCAAGUUUAAUUCGUUGGGUACAUUAUCAGUAGCCUAUCUAUUAAUCUUCGUAUUAGUAAAAGGCUACGCGUGGGGCAUCAACAUUGGGUCCAUGAUGACGGAGACACACGCACUCCGCAACGCGGCUGUGCUCAGCGGGAUGUUGGCCCUGUCCUUCUAUAUUCAUAACAUCAUCAUCACUAUCAUGGGGAACAAUGCGAGACAGGAGAAUAAUGGUAGGGAUCUGACGAUAGCAUUUCUGCUGGUGACGAUAACAUAUACUUUAGUGGGAGCCGUGUUCUAUAUCUGCUUCCCACUCGCCAAGUCCUGCAUUGAAGAUAAUUUGUUGAAUAACUUUGAGAUGCACGAUGUGAUGACUGCCUUGGCUAGAAUACUGCUGCUGUUCCAAGUAAUAACAGUAUACCCGCUAGUAGCAUUCAUGCUCCGCACGGAAGCGAUCCUGCUCCUCCCGUUCGAGAAGUCCCGGCUGCUGACCAUCACCAUCAACCUCUCCAUCAUGACGCUCUGCAUACUCGUCGCCUGCUUCUGUCCCAGUAUAGGGACUAUAAUCAGAUACACAGGCGCAGUGAGCGGUCUAGUCCACAUCUUCGCGCUCCCCUCCCUCCUUCAGAUCCGGUCACUGCAGCUCCGGGGCAAGCUGACCUGGUGGAAGACCGUUUUCUAUUGCGCUAUACUAGUCUUCGGAGCUGUUAACCUACUCAUGCAGUUCUUCAUCAAUGAAUAAUAUUGACUUACUAUCUAAUCUAAGUUGUUGACAAGAAAAUUUUGAUCACUAUGUAAAAUAUAGCAUAAAUGUUGCUCGACUGCCUAAAUGCAGUGACAUGCAAAAAUAAUCUCUAUUGACAAGGUUUAAAGUUCCAUAUAAAACUUAUUUUGGAUAACCCAAUUCGUUCAAGGUGAAUGACUAUAUAGACCAAAGGGUCCCUGUAGAAAGAAGUUGAAAUAUUUCAAGUAGAUAAAUAAUGAUUUUACUAUUAUAAUCCAUACAAAGUAUUGUAAGCUACAGACGAAGGAAAAUUGCUCAAUAAUUCUCAAUUUAUAGAAUCUAUUAUUGACUUACCUCUAAUUAGCCUUUGGACUAAUUACAAUUAAGCUAUUUAUGAAUGCGACGGCGACCUCUCGCGUCCGGCUCUGGUUCAGGCCAUGGUGCGGAGCGAGGGGGACUGGGAUGCCGUCACCUCCUUCUGCGAAGCAGUCUGAGAGACUGUGAUCUGAUCUGUGAAGCAAUGCGAGAUCGCGUGACGAUCUCCGGCCACCGUAAGCGCGGGCCUGCGGACGGCGAGCAUGGGUGGCUCCCCGUCCGACCAGAAA